CAAUAAAUUACGAAUUUUAUUUUAUGUGUGGGUGGUGUUGGAUUAAAACAUCGAUCCCAUGGCGAAUACGCGAGCGGAGGUGCUGCGUCUGUACCGCGCUAUCUACCGGGCGGCCGGGAAGAUGCCGACACGAGACCGCACCAACUACGUACGUCGCCGACUUCGUCACGAAUACGACCAGACUCGUGAAGAGAUUAAUCCGGAGAGAAUCAGUUUCCUGCUUCGUCUCGCGGAGACGCAGUUGGACACGGUGGAGGUACAGGCGCAGCAUUUAAAGUCCACCUUCUCCAGCCCAGACUAUCAUCGCACAUAGACCGCCGGUGACCAAUAGAAUGUCACAGUGGCAACCUCUAAGAACUCGUCGUGCUGUUUCCGAUCCUCAUUUGCUGUUCACGGGUGCUAACGUAGGCGAGUAUGUUGUUGUCCCAGGUCGUGUUGGUUUAGACAGCGCUCGAUGCUCCGUCGGCGAAGCUGAUGCAUUAACACUGACUAGACAUACUACGUAGCUGACAAGGACUGUGAAUAAUGACGUAGUUAAUUAAGCACGAUAUCUCGUCUCCAAAGCCGAGUUACUUUUGAUACUUC
Molecule: messenger RNA, 585 nt
Organism: Phytophthora nicotianae INRA-310
Lineage: Eukaryota; Oomycota; Peronosporomycetes; Peronosporales; Peronosporaceae
Exons: 3
Coding region: 59-313 (84 amino acids)
Source: RefSeq, a predicted model, not a curated record